Messenger RNA from Staurois parvus, 459 nucleotides. The record is from the annotation of a GenBank genome assembly. NCBI's taxonomy places the organism in Eukaryota, Metazoa, Chordata, Amphibia, Anura, Ranidae.
AUGUUACAAACCUCACAAUCGGGCGAGAAGCCUUUUUUUUUCCUGUUUCUGAGUUGGGAAACGUUUUUCCGCGGAAGUACUGUCUUUCCAGACAUCAGAGAGCUCACACGGGCGAAAACAUGUAUACUUGCCCUGAGUGUGGAAAAUAUUAUAUACAGAAAUCAGACCUUGUUAAUACAUCUAAUACUAAGAUCUCACACGGGGAGAGGCCAUAUUCCUGCCUUGAGUGCGGGAAAUGUUUUUCAGAUAAGAAUAGCCUUACCAGAGACACAAGAGAGAUUGCACAUGGGUGAGAAGCCGUAUUCCUGUCCUGAGUGUAGAAAAUGUUACGUGCGGAAAUCAGAACUUGUCAGACAUCAAAAAUCUCACAAAGGAGAAGCCGUGAGUUCGGAAAUGUUUUUCAAGGAAGUCUUAUCUUACCAAACACCACAGAAAACCCACACAACCCUCGAGCUGUAA